UCCAGGGUAUGAGCUUUCGAGAGUCAAAGCUCGAAAGGCAACGAGACUGAAGAUGACCAACUUUUGCUCCGACUUGGUUUUGCACAGGAGGGUCUUCCAAAUUGCCAUCUUUGCGGGCUUGGGUGGAACCUUCUUGGUCGGGUUUCAACUCUCUGUGAUCAGCUUUACAUCUCCGUUCGUCAAGAAGUUUAUCAAUGAGACCUGGCUGGAGAGAUACAACGUUCCUAUCGAUGACCAGAGCCUCACCGUCCUGUGGUCCGUCAUUGUUUCCAUCUUCAGCAUCGGAGGAGUCAUAGGAUCUAGUCUUUCAGCAUAUCUGUCUUCAAAAUACGGGAAAAAGAACUGCCUCAUAGCAGGCAACCUCCUCAUCUUGGUAGCUGCGCUGAUCACGGGCACCAGUAAAACCGCAAAUGCUUUUGAGAUGAUUCUGCUCGGGCGGUUCUUGUAUGGUUUGAGUGGAGGGUUGACCAUUUGUAUCCAAGGUCAGUACUUGGGAGAAAUUUCCCCUAAGCGGUUCCGUGGACUGACCAAUGCCACUGCUGCUGUUCUUGCAACCCUGGGGAAGUUCGUAGGGCAACUGACAGGCCUGCGAGAACUAUUAGGGACAGAGUCCCUUUGGCCCCUUCUCUUGGCCACCACUGGAAUCGCAGGACUGCUGCAACUGAUUGCUCUCCCCUUCUUCCCCGAGACCCCAUCCUACCUGUUGAUCCAGAAAGGGGACUUAGAAGGCUGCCUGAAAGUGAUGAAGCAGCUCUGGGGCCAAGGGGACCACAAAGCAGAACUGGAUGACAUGCUGAAGGAGCAAGCAGCCAUGAAAAAAGUUAAAAUCAUGAACGUCCUGGAGCUCUUCAGAGACCGCACCAUCCGAUGUCAGGUAUACUUAACAUUUGUACUAGCGGCUAUGACAUCACUGAGUGGUGUCAACGCCAUCUAUUUCUACUCUUUUGAGGUGUUCCAUACAGCUGGGUUUGACCAGGAAAUCAUGCCCUAUGCAAUUCUUGGAGUUGGCGCUUGUGACCUUUUUUCCACCAUCGUUUGCUUCUUUGUUAUCGAGCGUUUGGGCAGGCGUAGGCUGCUGCUGUGGGGAUAUGGUCUGAUGGCGCUCGUGUUGGCUCUUCUCACUGCCAGUUUCUCAUUAGAAUAUCACUUCUUCUGGUUACGAUACUGCAACGUGGCUCUCAUCUUUCUGUUCAUAGUUUUCUUCGGAACAGGGCCAGCCGGGGUAACAAUGCCUGUAAUAGCAGAAAUCUUCACACAAUCUUCCAGGCCUGCUGCAUUAACAAUCCUCAGGAUUCUCUUCUGGGCAGGUCAGUAUUUAGUUGGGAUAGCUUUUCCCCAUCUUAUUCGCUAUCUGGACAGCUUCUGUUUUCUGGUCUUUAUGGGCUUCAUUGCAAUCACUUGGAUCAUCCUCUUCCGGUAUCUCCCAGAGACAAAAGGCAAAUCACUCAUGGACAUCAAGAAGGAAUUCAACCGUUUCAAUAAAACGGAGGGCACUGUGGACAAUAAUUCAUCUGAGGGGCUCCACAACAUGCACAUAAUGUUAGGAGGCCUGGAAGGAAGUGCUUAAUACAGAGUCGAUCGUUGAAACUGAGCUAGAUAAUCAAACGCUGGGGGAGACUAUUAGUUUUGGAAUUCUCCCUCUCAAAGCAGCACUUCGUAUUAGGAAUGCAGCACUUGGGUUAUGCCAGUUAAGAAACUGCUGGACAGAAUGCCUUCCAUGGCUUAAAAACAAACAGUUCUCCAUAUGGAAAGUUCCACUUGAGAGAAGGCCAAGAAAGAAAAAUGACAUGUGAGACAUACAAGGAGUUUUGGACGCUGUCAGCAUUUAAACCACCAUUGUGAAAUCAUACGCUUCUUUUUACCUAGGCUUUUAAAUUUAAGGGAUUGAUUUCUAACAUUAUUGUUAUAGUUUUCUUUUUAGUUUUAAAAAUGUUUUGAGACUCCUCUUAAUUAAGCUGCACAUUGAUUAAUGCUCUUUUUAGGCUCUGGAUGAGUUUUUUAAUAAUGGGAACCGUUAAUGUUUACUGUGCCUCUUUUUAUUAUGUUUUAUUUUGUAAGUUGCCUCAAGCAGGUAACCUGGAGAGGUGCCACAGAAAUGAUCUGAAGGAAGGAAGGAAGUGCUUUACAAGGAACUUUUCUCACAUGAUUUCUUAACCCAUACCUCAAACCCUGCAUCUCUGUUAAAUCCCAAAGUAAAGCAAAGAUUUCUCUGGAGUGGAAAUACAAAGAUCUGGAAAUGAGGUGGGAAAAUUUAGAGGAAGAAAACCAAAAAGCACGUUCUCUCCCUCUUCCCCUAGACUUCUUUGAUUUUUUUGAUUGAAUAUAUGGGAUUUUGGAGAGUGCCGAAAAAACGCCUCCUAUGAAAUAUUUUCUGUUUUAGAAUGAGUGAAAUGCUUGUCAAGACACUCUCAAAAUGUAUAGCAUUAAAAGAGCAAAUUACAGCAUUGGAUUACAAUUCGUGUGCAUACUGUGCAUGCACACAAUUUUUAAAGGAUAUGCUUAUAAUUUAAAUGUGAUUAUUUUGGAAAACAAUUAAUAUGCCAUGUGUUUGACAAUGCAUUAUUAAAAGAGUUUAGUGUUUGUAAUGUUAUAAUUUUCCAAAAAUUCAAAUAGGCUGGUAGUUUUUGAGACUAUUUUUGCCCAAAUAUAACUCUUUCUUUUAAUACAAAACUUGUUUUCUAUUUUCAACUUUUAUUUUUAUUACAUCUUGCAUAGUAAAAAAAAACCCUGGAAAAUGUGUGUUAAGGGGAUAUAGCAGUUUGCAGCUGUAAAUCAUUAAUAAAAUCAAACAAAAACACACAGAGCUCCUCUGAUACUGGAAUAAUGGUCCACCUAGCCCUCACCAUUUCCUCCGACUGUCAGAAGGGCUUUUCCCAGUGUGGCGGCUAGAGAUUCCCUUUCCCUUGAGAUGCCGGGGCUGAAUCUGGCACUUCCAGUAGUUAUUGCAAUGUUUUUGACUCUUCGCCACCUUGAGGACCCUAAGGUGGGUGGGUGGGUCAGAAAGGCAGAAUAAAAAUGUUUUAAAUAAAUAUAUAAAAAUUUCUGAUACAGUAUUUUAGUGCUGGUCUUUGACCAUA
Eublepharis macularius is the source of this 3077-nucleotide messenger RNA. RefSeq names its product solute carrier family 2, facilitated glucose transporter member 11-like. Gene Ontology annotation, biological process: monosaccharide transmembrane transport. Bases 53 to 1567 code for a protein of 504 amino acids. Gene Ontology annotation, molecular function: hexose transmembrane transporter activity. NCBI's taxonomy places the organism in Eukaryota, Metazoa, Chordata, Lepidosauria, Squamata, Eublepharidae. The record is from RefSeq and is a predicted model, not a curated record. Gene Ontology annotation, cellular component: membrane. The transcript has a single exon.